AUGGGGAUUCUAGUGGAGCAAAAAUCUCAGGUCUUGCAUCAAUUGGAUAUUUCUAUUAAAGAAUUACAGUCUCGCUUAGAACCUUUUAAAAAUAUGGAUGAGCUAAAUGAGAUUAUAGAUAUAAUGAUUAAGAAAAUUAAAAGUAUAGAAAAUACGGUUAUAGAAAAUAAAAAGAGGAAACUUCAACGGGAUCAGGAAGAUUAUAAAAAUGGACAGAUUAGACCCCCCCGAAAGAAUAAUAAUCAAAGAAGUAGAAAUGAGAAAUUCUUCUCUCCAAGACAAAAUAAGAGGUAUAAUUCUUUUGAUAAAAAAGAGCAUUUUUAUCCUGGUCCGUUUAAGAGACCAGAUCGGGGUGGAAAACCAUGGCCUAAACAAGAGGUCAGAAAUCCAACUAGACAAUAUCAAAAAGAACAGGAAGACUGGAUUGAAGUUAAAUCUAGGAGAUCAAGACAAUAUAGUAGAAAAGAUGAAAAUGAUAAAUCAUUCACUAGAUGGACUCCAAAAACUAAUGAUGCAAUUGUAACCUCUAAUAGAUUUGAACAUCUUAAAAAUCAUCAAGAACAAGAUGUUUUUUUAGGCGAAAGACCUUUAGAGGCAAGGGAGAAGAGAAAAACUUAUACUCCUCUCAAGAGAUUACGAGAACGAGAAGAGGAAGAAAUAGAAAUCAGGGAGAAAGAAAAAAAGAGGAGGAACGAAAACUUUUGGAGAAAAUAA
This is a messenger RNA of Pelobates cultripes (western spadefoot toad), 714 nucleotides long. The record is from the annotation of a GenBank genome assembly. NCBI's taxonomy places the organism in Eukaryota, Metazoa, Chordata, Amphibia, Anura, Pelobatidae.